Messenger RNA from Erythranthe guttata (spotted monkey flower), 1403 nucleotides. The record is from RefSeq and is a predicted model, not a curated record. NCBI's taxonomy places the organism in Eukaryota, Viridiplantae, Streptophyta, Magnoliopsida, Lamiales, Phrymaceae.
GUAAAGAUCAUGUUCCUUUCGGACGAUUGUGCCUAAAGUGUCAUGUGCUAAUAAAUGAUGACGGUGUUGCAUUGAGGUACAUUCAUAAGGUAAUUUUCUUUAAAUACAUUUUAUUAAAUCUGUUCUAUAUUAUUUUAUUAACUCUUCAAUUUUAAUUAAAUUAAAAUUUAUCUGCAUGCAUGCACGCAGAAUCUGCCGCUUGCUAGUAACGAGAUGGACCGAUUACGCGACGAAAACUCGAAAAGAUUGCUACGCAAUAGAAAUCUUAGUUUGGUUCUUGAUUUAGAUCAUACACUCCUCAAUUCAGCUGACCUUUCCGAUAUUACGAGUGAAGAAACAUAUUUAAAUUGCGAAAGAGACGUUUUGCCAGAAUAUUUAAAGAGCAGCCUAUUCAGAGUGGAUACGAUGAAGAUGUUGACUAAGUUGAGGCCGUACGUGAACACGUUCUUGAAAGAAGCUAGUAAAUUAUUCGAGUUGCACAUAUACACUAUGGGCGAUCGUUCGUAUGCAUUAGAAAUGGCGAAAUUGCUCGACCCCGAAAAUAUUUACUUCAAUUCAAGAAUCAUUUCACGAGAUGACUCCACACGGAUGUUUGAGAAGAGUCUCGACGUUGUUUUGGGGAAAGAAAAUGCAACUGUCAUCCUUGAUGAUAGUGAAUCGGUAUUUUUUUUUACUAACUUAUUUAAUUUUCAAUUUCAGGUGUGGUGCAAGGAGCACAAGGAGAAUUUAAUAGUAAUAGAAAGAUAUCACUUUUUUGCUUAUAGUUGCAAGCAAUUUGGAGACGACCAUAAAUCGCAUUCUCAAUUAAAAAGUGACGAAAACGAGUCCGAAGGCGCAUUGGCUAAUAGCCUUAAAAUUCUUCAACAGAUCCAUACUAUGUUCUUUGACAUGGGGCACAAAGAUAGUCUAGAGGAUCGGGACCUGAGAAAGGUGCUGAAAAGUGUACGAAAAGAAGUAUUAAAGGGGUGUAAAGUGGUGUUUUGCGAUGAAAUCAGCUCGUAUUCGUUAGAGUUCAGGAAAACGGCGGAGGAAUUGGGUGCCGAAUUGUGCGAUGAAACAGAGGCAUGUGUUACACAUGUGGUUUCUAUUGAUUUACGAGAUGAUAAAUCGAUUUGGGCUAUGAAAGAGAAGAAGUUCUUGGUAACUCCGAACUGGAUACGAGUGUCCAAUCAUAUGUGUCGAAAGCAGCUUGAAGAAAAUUUCUCCGUUCCUCCGCCGGACAAAUAAUUUUUUGGUUCUGAAUAAGGAGGCUAGUUUUAUGAAUAGAUUGCAUCAAUUUAUGUAAUUAGUAUUUUCUUUACAAUUAUAGUAGCAAUUUUUUCUCACUCAAUUUUUUUAGUGUUUAGAGAUACAUUUACUAGAUGAAAUGGGAAUUUCUUACUUUUGAAUGAUUGUUAAACAAU